Candidozyma duobushaemuli is the source of this 912-nucleotide messenger RNA. It is a transcript of the gene MAK16, whose product is annotated as ribosome biosynthesis protein. NCBI's taxonomy places the organism in Eukaryota, Fungi, Ascomycota, Pichiomycetes, Serinales, Metschnikowiaceae. Gene Ontology annotation, biological process: maturation of 5.8S rRNA; maturation of LSU-rRNA. The transcript has a single exon. The record is from RefSeq and is a predicted model, not a curated record. Gene Ontology annotation, cellular component: nucleolus; preribosome, large subunit precursor. The coding region runs from base 1 to 912 and encodes 303 amino acids.
AUGUCAUCAGACGAGCUCAUCUGGGACGUGAUCAAUAACCAGUUUUGUGCCUUCAAGAUCAAAACAGGCAAAGGUCAGGACUUUUGCAGAAAUGAAUACAAUGUCACGGGUUUGUGUGAACGAGCCUCGUGCCCGUUGGCUAACUCAAGAUACGCCACAGUGAAGAACGUGGAGGGUAAAUUGUACCUCUACAUGAAGACUGCUGAGAGAGCCCACAUGCCCAAGAACCUUUGGGAAAGGGUCAGAUUGCUGAAAAACUUCGCAAAAGCUAUGGAGCAAAUCGAUGAGAACCUCAUUUACUGGAACAAGUUCUUGAUUAACAAGUGCAAACAGAGGUUGACCAGGUUGACCCAGGUCGCCAUGACAGAAAGAAGACUUGCAUUGACUGAAGAGGAGAGACACUACGUGGGAAUCAAGCCAAAGAUCAAGAGAAGAGAGGAAAACAGAGAAAGAAAGGCUUUGGCCGCUGCCAAGAUCGAGAAGAAUAUCGAGAAGGAGUUGUUGGAGAGAUUGAAGAGUGGUGCCUAUGGCGACAAACCAUUGAAUGUGGACGAGAAGAUAUGGAGGAAAGUCCUCGGAAAGGUCGACGAGGUGGAAGACGAAGAGGAGUUUGAUGAAGAUGACGAUGUCGUGUUGGAGAGUGGUGAUGAGGACGACGGAGGAGAGGUUGAGUUUGUUGAGGACGAUGGCGAUGAUGAGUUGGUUGACAUGGAGGAUCUUGAAAGAUGGCUUGGCGACGGGUCCGCCAGCGAGUCCGAGGACGAUGAUGAAGAAGACGAAGACAAGGAAGACAAGGCUGACAGCUCCAACAAGCGUGCAGCACCACAGGAGAAGGCCGCCAAGAGAAGAAGACCUAAGGUGGAGAUUGAGUACGAACAAGAAGACAACCUUCAAACCAACAUUGCCGUUUGA